GUAAUAGCAGAGCUUCAACUCACUGUGCUACUACCCCUUUCCCCUCAACUGCAGCAUUUAGAAACUUGACCUUCUGUAGCAGAUAUGUCAGAUCAGACAAGUUGGUAYGCACUCUUGAACAUGAGAAAUUACACCUGCAGUAAAUUCCAAUCUGUUAGACAGCUCUUUAUGGUGUAAGAAGGGAUGUUUUCCUGCCUGGGUCCCGAUCAAUGGUUGCUUAACCAUUUGUUUUUGCUGGAGGAAUGGUACAAGCUACUCUUCAAUGCUUCAGUCAGAACUAGGAGAGUAACUAGAAGUGAACUGCAAGACAAGUUACAGCCCCCAACAUCUCCAAAGCCAGAAAUGGAAAAUAAAGAGAAUGCCGAUAAGUUGUCAUGGGACCAAUCAACCGUAAGCUCAGAAGCAAAUGUUACUUUAGACUCUUCCACAAUCCCACUUAAAAGUUAUGUAUCAGGGACAAACUGCAAUCUUGAAGGUCAAGCUCCAAAGAAUAAAGCUAUUGCUAUAAAAUCUCAGCAUGUAUCACUUAGCAAGGCCUUAAUGGAAUUAAAAAGAAUUAAAGAGAGGCAUUUGAUAGGAGAAAACCAAAAUGCAAGUAUCAGCGUACCAAAGAAACCACCUCUUGGCAGAUAUCGUGGCAAAGUUAUCCAAUCCAAGAUCAAUUCUUUCCGAAAAGCAGUAAAAAGUGAGGGGGAGGAGAGUUCUUUUCCAGACAAGAAGCUAGCUCCUUCUGCCAUCAAACAAGCAGCAAAUUCUUUGUCCAUGAAAGGCAAUAGUGUAGUGCUGAAGGCCAUCAAAAUCUCAAACAGCCCCAAGUCUGUAAAAUCAAAUGGUGUCCUGCCAUUUCACAGCAAACCAUCUGACAAAGCUGCUACUAACUCACAAUCUGGUCCGAAGAAACAGCUGACAUUUGCUGUGGCAACAAAGAAAGUAACAGUCCCAAAAGUGGUUGAUGGAAAGGGACCACUGCCAUUGAAGGCUGCUUCUCGCAAUCCUGAUCUCAGAGUGCGGGGCGUGAAGAAACAUGCAGGUUUUUGUGAAGAUGCAGGAUCAGAAGCUCCAGCAAAAUCAACUUCUGUUGUUCCUGGUACAAAAUCAGGACAGAAUUCUAAAACUGAUGUCAACAGAAAAUCUAUUCUGCCCAAAGAGUCAGCAGAAGUGAGAAGAGCUCGCCUGGAUGAAUGGAGGGCUUCCAGAGGAAAAGUGAUGAGACGACCUCCUACAUAUGUAUUUCUGGAACCCCAGUGUAAAAGUGAAGAAAAAGAAUUCUCUGCUGCUGAAACAGAAAAGGUCAACAAGACUCUGAGUGAAUGCCUGCAGUUAACAGAACAGGGACAUCAAGGUGAUGAAGUACGUGCCAUGUUGGAAGACCUGAYGCAGAGCAUUCCUGGUGUUAAAAAGUUUGCAAAGUAUUGGAUCUGCUGUAUGCGCCUUGAGCAGAUUGGCCCUCUUGAAAAGCUUAUUGCUGUCUAUGAGGAGGCUAUUUUGGCAGGAGCAACGCCUAAAGAGGAACUGCGACACAUAUUAAUAGACAUAAUAAAAAAUACUGAAAAUCUUUUUAACUCUGAGAAUGGGGGAGCUGUGAUAGAAGCUCAUUUAAGUGAGGUAGUGGAAGUCGGCGAGGAACCAAAUUCAUCUGUAGAGCCGGUUCAUGAAAUCUUGGAGGAUUUCUGCCCUGAUGAUGACCAAAAAGCAGAGAGUGAUAACAAGGAGGCAGAGACAAGCAGUGAGGUUAUCAAAAAAGAAGAACUUGAUUUAGACUUAAAAUCAAGAGGAGGGAGCUUGCCAAAAAAGAAUAAAAAGCACAAGGCUAAAGAACGGGCAAAAAAGAAAGGAAAAUGCGAAAGAGAGCAAAAUGAGGAUGGGAUAAAGAAUAUAGCCCAAGCAGUUAAUUCUCCUGAGAAAGAGAAUGACACAUCUUAUUCAAUUAUAUACAAUCCUCCUACCACACCUUACUUAGAAAGUGGGAAGAUGCAUCCUGAGGCAAAUGUCUGCAGUGCUAAAGCUCUGCAAAUUGCAACUCCUCUGCGAUAUUCUCAACGCAUUCGGGAGAAGAUGUGGAAGCUGUCUGAUGUUAAAGAUCAAGAUCCAUGUGUCUCUUCACUUGAGCAGCUGGGAGACUUGGAAUCAAAAGCGACUGUGUUUAUCAACAAACAGAGCAAUGCUCUCCAAGAAAAAAGCGCUGAAAUAGAAGAAUAGAAGUACUACUGCUGCUACAGGGGGUUAAAGAUUUGAUACAGGGAGUUURGGGGUACUUGUUUUUAAUAGCUUUGAGAAAGGCACUGUCUAAAACUUGUGUGCAUGGCUUGAGCUGAAAUUUGACUGCCRGAGUCACUAAGUAAAAAGUUUUUAAGUUGCUGCCUUUUGAAAAUUGUAACAAAUCAGUCCUGAUUUAGUACUAGGCUUGUUGCCUUCAACUAUCUUUCAUUAUAUUUUUAUUUAGGUACUAGGUGUAAUGCUUUAUAUUAGUAGUUCAUUUAGAAUAUUGCUAAUGUUGUUGCAAUUCCUAAGAAUUCGUUAGAAACUCACCAUCUCAUAGUUUAAGAAAACAAAAUAGGUGUUCUAAUAGGGCAAUGUCUGCUCUGACAAGGUUUAGCUUUGAAAACUGAAGACCCCUGGUAAGGUGUGUGCUGAAUUUCAACUGUUGCAUCUGAUUUUAGGGCUGCUUUAACAAAACCGAAUUAUUAUUCUCUUUAGUUACUGAGAUUUUGUUUAUUAUCAAGUAAUCCUAGAUGAGGUAUGAUACACUACAUACUAUGUGACAGUGUUUAUCUGGCUUUGUAUUAGUCUGGUACUCUGGUUCACUUAUUAAACAUAUCAAGUUAGUUGUGUUUGUUA
This is a messenger RNA of Malurus melanocephalus (red-backed fairy wren), 2838 nucleotides long. It is a transcript of the gene CKAP2, whose product is annotated as cytoskeleton associated protein 2. NCBI's taxonomy places the organism in Eukaryota, Metazoa, Chordata, Aves, Passeriformes, Maluridae. The record is from RefSeq and is a predicted model, not a curated record. Gene Ontology annotation, cellular component: microtubule cytoskeleton. Gene Ontology annotation, biological process: negative regulation of microtubule depolymerization. The transcript is spliced from 8 exons. The coding region runs from base 184 to 2199 and encodes 671 amino acids.